UUGUUGGAUUAUCAAAUUAAAGAAAUAACAAAAUCUUAUCAACUUGAACCGGCCCGAAAGUCUAAAGGAAGAAGCAGAUUGUUUUAUAAGGGAUCGUUUAAAAAAAGGCCAACUUUUUUCGUAAAAGUUGUGGCUUCUACGGCUACGGCUCCUGACGAUCAGUUCUCUGUUAUGGCAAUUCAUCGUUCAAGUAAACUGUUUGAAUGGAAAAUCGGAAAUAAAAGUUUAACUGACAUAUUCCUUGGUCAUGAUAGUUAUGAAGAUAUAAUUUAUCAUAAUAGAAAAUUCUAUGCGUUGGAUUAUAUGGGUAAGACUCUAAGUGUAGAUUCUCGGUCUUUCGAAGUUAUUCGAGUCACGUAUAUGGAUAGCAUUAUCCCUGCUGGACGACAUCACUUCGUGAAGUCCUGUGAGGACCUGUUCUUGAUUUUCCGGUGCUGGGCAUACGAAGAUAGCCGGAUAUAUUUUGAGGCUUUUAAGCUUGACGAAGAGAGAAAUCAGUGGGUUCCGGCGGUGCAUGAGUUGGAGCAUAGGGCGUUGUUUGUCGGUGAGGAUUGUUCGUUCGCUGUUUCGGCUAAAGAGUUCCGUGGAUGUAAAGGGAAUUGUAUUUACUUCAAAAGUAAUAGCUUCUCUAAAGGCGUUAAUGAAGAUUACCCCGGAGCCUGUGCUGGGAUUUUUAACUUUAAGGAUAAUACUGUUGGUCGGCUGGCGGUCUUCCCAGGAUAUUCCGAGAUUUUUUGGCCUGUACCAUCGUGGCUAAAUUUCCAUGCUGCCUCAACAUCUACUCAUGCUCCUCACUAAUAUUACUAUCGCAUUUGAACGUGAUUGGAAUAGGCACUGAUUGAAGGCUUUUUGGGUACUGUUAUGUGCAGCUCUAACAACUCUUGGCUGCAGUUCUCUGGUACUAAGAUUAGUUCGUAGUUCCUUGUCUUAAUGGUAGUUCAGUCUUUAUUUUGUGCGUUGGGUUUCCAAAAUGACAUCCAGAGUUUUUCAAAAGUGACAAAUACACCCAGUUAUUUUAAAACACUGGGUGUAUUUCUCACUUUCGGAAAAACUAUGGAUGUUAUAAACGCUGCAUGGAAACUUAGAAGGCGAAAAGUAAUUAUCUCAUGAAUGUUGACAAGAUGGUACUUGUGUUAGUUACUUAGUUUAAAGUCCUA
This is a messenger RNA of Pistacia vera, 1157 nucleotides long. RefSeq names its product F-box protein SKIP23-like. Lineage: Eukaryota; Viridiplantae; Streptophyta; Magnoliopsida; Sapindales; Anacardiaceae. Bases 172 to 798 code for a protein of 208 amino acids. The record is from RefSeq and is a predicted model, not a curated record. The transcript has 2 exons.